This is a messenger RNA of Gymnodraco acuticeps, 3257 nucleotides long. RefSeq names its product E3 SUMO-protein ligase CBX4-like. The transcript is spliced from 5 exons. NCBI's taxonomy places the organism in Eukaryota, Metazoa, Chordata, Actinopteri, Perciformes, Bathydraconidae. Gene Ontology annotation, biological process: negative regulation of DNA-templated transcription. The record is from RefSeq and is a predicted model, not a curated record. The coding region runs from base 39 to 1976 and encodes 645 amino acids.
UCGCCCCCUUGUUUGACGUCACACCAACGGCUAUUUGCAUGCAUGAGGUGUUUUCUAGCUGCAGCUUCAAGUCGCCUCCUGCAAAACGAGUCUCUCAGAGGGGAAAGCGAGGGAAGAGGCGCAGUGAAAAUAAGGAGGAGGCGGGGGGUUCUUGUGUUUCACAUCAGAGGAGAAGGACGGAUAAACGUCCCGAAAGCGAGGAUAAGGUGUCGGAUAGCAGAGGGAAUACACGGGAGCUACUCUUGUGUCGGAAAAUGGAGCUACCCGCCGCUGGAGAGCACGUCUUUGCGGUGGAGAGCAUCGAGAAGAAGCGCAGCAGAAAGGGGAGAUUUGAGUACCUGGUCAAGUGGCGAGGAUGGUCUCCAAAAUACAACACGUGGGAACCAGAAGAAAACAUCCUGGACCCAAGGCUGCUUGAUGCUUUCCAAGACAGGGAACGCCAUGAGCAGCUGAUGGGAUAUCGCAAGAGAGGACCCAAACCCAAGCACCUCCUGGUUCAGGUUCCUUCUUUCGCCCGGAGAUCCAGCAUCCUGGCUGACCUCCAUGAGGCAUCCCUGGAGGAGGAGAGCUGUCUGAAGCCCAGCCCCAUGCAGAUGCUCCGUCCCCAGGGCCAGCAGUACCAGCUGAACAGCAAGAAGCACCACCCGUACCAGCCGCUGUGCCGGGAGCGCGACACCGAGCCGCCGGCGCACGGCAAGAAGUUCUUCUACCAGCUCAACAGCAAGAAGCACCACCACUACCAGCCGGACCUCAAGGGUCACGAGCCCAUCUUUGCUAAACCCAGAGAGGUGAAGGCUCCGGAGCUGGUGAACAAAGGGUACAACCUUCCCCCGGUGCUGCAGCAGAAGUGGGUCCGGGACAAGGACUCAGGUUGUCUGACAAAAGUCAAGGAUAUCACCAUGGAGCUGAAGAAGCUCCCAGCGGACCUCAACGGCCACAACGAGCCGGAGAAGGUCCAACCUAAAGAGGAUGCUACACUAGCGCAGUCUAAUGGAGGCAGCAACGGCAAGUUAAAGAUCGUGAAGAACAAAAACAAGAACGGGCGGAUUGUUAUUGUCAUGAGCAAGUACAUGGAGAACGGAAUGAAAGCGGCUAAGAUUAAAAACGGCGGCUCUGACAUUGCUGGAAAGCCACUGCAAGCAGCUGACAGCAGCACGGAGAACCACCUCGAGAAAAUGAAGCUCGUCAGGAAGCUCGGCCUCAUGAACGGAUUUGCCAAAAACCCCAAAGACAAAACAACCUUUCCUAGUUCUGGAUUUAAAGUGCAUUGCCUCAAAGAAAAGCAACAGUCCCCCAAAACGGAGCCAACUGUGACGGAACAGGAUAAACCUGUCAGGGUCAGGGGUCAGGGGCAGCUUUCAGAAGAUCAGCCUUUACAACUGACAAGUUGUAAAGGCACAACCAAGCCUAAUCUGCUCUCGCUGCCUUUGGAUAGGGGAGUUCCCUCCCCACUGGACAAAAGAGGGAACCAAGGUGGAUUUCAAGGACUGAAGCGACACCUCUCUGACCCAGACAGCGAGGAUCAUGGGAGUAGUAAGAGGUUUCUGAGCUGCAGGAGUAUCAGCCCUCCUCACGCCACAUCUCCACCCACCCAAAGCAUCAGCACCAACCAAAACACACACCAGAGUCCCACUGGACUGCAGGACUGUGGGUACGCAGACCAGGAGGAACCUAUCGACUUAAGUGUUGUCAAGUCCCGGCCUAAAGCUACGCAGCCUGAAACACAAACUGAAACUGUAACACAAUCUGAAACACACACACAGGAUGAAACAGACACACACACUGACGUACGGACAGAAACUGAAACACAGAAAACUACAGAGGAGGAUAAAGUCAAUUCAUUGUCUGUGUGUAACCAUGAGAAGAGAAAAGAGGAGACGUUUCCCUCUCUCCAGCCUUUCCUCGGGAAUAUAGUGAUCACAGACAUUACCACAAACUGCCUCACAGUCACCUUUAAGGAAUACAUUACAGCGUAACGGACCUGUGGAACUGGACAUUUACAUUCAAAAUAUUUGUAUUCUCGGAUGCUUGAAUGUACAAACGGACCCUUGAUGUUUUUCUCAUUAUGUAUAGUUCCCAUAAAGAAAAAAUAUCCUUUAUUGCGUUUUUGCAUAUUUCUUCUUAUAAGCUCUCUGUUGUUACUCCUGGAGAUUUUUUAUCACAUACGUUACAUAAUUCAAAGCCAAAUUAGGUCAAAUAAAUGUCUGAAAUUGAUUGAAGAUGCUCUUAUCCCUUGUAAAUGCUCUUCACUUUUCUAUGGAUGUAAUUUGAUUAUUCACUCAAACUGUCGGCAUCUUUGACAAUGCUAAACAAAUGUAGGCUUUAUGGAGUUUUGUAAAGAAAGAUUAUAUUGAACCAUGGUCAAUUACACUGUGUGUGUGUGUGUGUGUGUGUGUGUGUGUGUGUGUGUGUGUGUGUGUGUGUGUGUGUGUGUGUGUGUGUGUGUGUGUGUGUGUGUGUGUGUGUGUGUGUGUGUGUGUGUGUGUGUGUGUGUGUGUGUGAGUGUGUGACAGAUGGACCGACUGAAACAAGGAUGCAUGCUGUUGGACAGAUUAUGCUAUUAGGCAUGCUUAAACAAGCAGAUCAGAAAAAACUAAGCACCUUGGCUUUCUGUCAGUAAAUGUGAUCUGCAGCUGAAAGAAAAUGUCUUUCAAAUGAGAGAUAAUAAAUGGUUAAUGUUUGAUAUACGCUCUUUUUCUAUCUCUGUUCAAAGGGUUCUUUGAGUCAUGAACCUCCAGAUCUGAUCCUGAGCACUAGUCACCUCCAGCCCUGAGACUUUAUUUAUGUAAUGUUUAGCAGUGCAGUGAAUAAGAUGGCGUUGUACCAUAUCAGUCACACAUCUGUGUUAACACUGUUAGUUGACAUGUGUACUCCAAUAUAUUACAACAUCAGAUGGGUGCUCUAUGAUUCACUUUCUCAUGUUUCCGUUCUCGGCCUCCCUCACAUGUUCUGAGGCGACACAGUAUGGAACUGAAUGGACCUGUCUUGGUGUCAUAUUUUACGUAACUUUUGCUACAUUGCGCUAAUUAAAAGUUUGUAAAAGCACACAUUCUUGUCACAAUCCUAUCUGUUCCCUAUACAUGCCCCUUCUACUUUUGUUUCAUUUUCGAAAAUCCCUUCCAGCACUAUGAGAUCUGAGGUGCGUUGAACAGCUCUGUGAGAAUGAUUAUCAGAAGCACUUUUUAUGUUUUGUGCAGACAAAAAAAUGAAGGCUUCCUAUGAUACAUUUUGCAAUAAUAAAAUUGUUUGCAAGUAAA